UAAGUUAAAUAAUAUGUAGGUGGAGAGCAAGUCAUUCAGGAGGGCUGUUUAAAUAAGCUAUUUUUGGGUCCAGUAAAACAUUAAUUAAAAAGCAGAUAUUGUGUUUUAGCUUGGGACAGCCGAGUUUAUGCCAAAUAAUAACUAACGGUAAUUAUGGACAUAUCUCAACUUCAAACAUUUUCGUUUUAUCAAAAUAAUCUCAACGGCUAAAUCUAAAUAAUACAAUUAUAUAAAAAAACAUGAAAAUUUGUUAAUACACGAUUAAUUAAAUUAAGUUAUUGCUUUUCAAAUACGAGUAUUCAUUCAUUCAAAGAUCGCGGGCUUUCAAAGCGCAUGUUCUGCACAAACUUCACAUGGCGGGCUUUGAAUCUCCCGUGUAAACAAAUUUCUAACCUCUAACGUCAAAUAUUCCCGACCAUAAAUUCAUGUUGUUUGUUUGGUUUUGUUUAAAUUGAAGUGUAGUGAUUAACCAGAAUGAACCACAAGCUGCGAACAGUAUCCAACAGUGAAACAGCAGCUACAUGUGAGAAAUAUUUAAACAAAAUGAUGAGACAAGAACAGAUGUUUGCUGUAAAAAGGUCGCCAGCUUUUAGACCCCAGCAAGAGAAAAUUUCACAUAUCGUGAAACAACCCUCAGUCAUUAAUCAACGCGUCAAACCGAAAGUAACGAUCAGAAAUCAAAGCCCAUUACAAAAAGCCACAGCUCAAGCUGUAUUGAACGUACAGAAUAGUGACAACCAGAGUAAAGACUUUUCAAAAGUUUCCAAACACAGAGCCAGGUCUGUAUCUGCCGUUCGAUUGGGAAAUAGAGAACGAGAAGCUUGGGGGCAGAUUUUGCAAUGCAAUAAGAGUAAAGAAAAAGUGUCACUUUUCAGUAAUUUUGACCCAUUGAGGACUUUACAUUUCUUAUCUAAAGAACUUUUUACAAAACUUGAAAAUGUUGUCCCAGAGGGGGAUGAGAUUCUUCAAAUGGUCGCUGACAUACAACAUGCACUUAAAAGAAUUCCUCCUGAAAUAUCUACAUUAUUACACCACCCACAUUCGGAUUAUCCACUAUCAGAGGCCUCAGGUGUCACCAUUAAAAGUACAGCAACCAAAACAUGUCAAACACCACCAACUUUGUAUCAAGAAGACACCGAGAAAUUUCAGAAAAUCAUGGAAGAAAACACAUACAGACUUGAAGCUAGCUGCAAACAACUAGAAAUCGUCUGCACAAAUCUACAAAAUGAAAAAGAAUUGACUGAAAAAGAGUUAGAUCAAGCAAGGGAAAAUGUUGAAAUGUUGUGUGGCCGUGUGAAAGAACUAGAAAUUGAAAUGGAAGAAAUCUCAACCAUGAAAAUAAAACAAUUAGAGGAUGAAAAACAAUAUUUACAAGAACAACUUGACAAAGCUACACAAGAACUGAGAGACAAUCCUGCUAUAAAUCAUCUAAAAAAAAUAGUAGACGAUUUGAAGAAACAAAAGAGCAUGUCAGAUGAGACUUGCGCCAGAUUAGAAUAUGAUAUGGCUUUGCUUAAAAUGGAAAAGGAGAAAUUUGUGACUAUGUUAGCUGUAAGAGACAAGGAAAUUAAGGAAAUUCAAGAAGAAAUGACUAAAAUACAAGACCAGGUUAAUACACAACUAAAAAAAUUGAAUGGUGAAGUUUUAAAACGUGCAAAUUCAUUAAAGUCAUUGAAAGAUUCAUCAAACAGACCACAAGAGAUUUUUCUAGAUAUCGGCGAUACUACAAUUUCUUCUAUCACAAGCAAUGAGUCUGACAAAGACGCAAUAAAUGUAAUUAAAGAAUCUCCAUGUGGUGAUGCAGAAAUGAACACAAUUGGGAAAGAGUCACAAGAUGAUUUUUUCCAAAAAUUAAAGACUGACGAAGUGGAAAUCAAUCUGCCAAUUGCUAAUGACAAAGAUCAAGAUAUGGGGUUUGAGGAUCUCCUUCAAGGCUUGACGCCUUCUGUUAAAGCUUUACUUGCAUCUCAUAAUUUGUUAACACUGUACUAAUGUAAAUAUCAACAGUGUUUGUACAUUCAUGAAUAUUUUGUAUACUUUAUUUAUUAUUAAAGCUUUUGUACAUUCCAAAAUGUUCUCUAUUUGGUUAUAAUUCUAAUUAAAAAUUAUUGAUAUCUAAAUAAAUA
Messenger RNA from Tribolium madens (black flour beetle), 2126 nucleotides. RefSeq names its product centrosomal protein of 120 kDa-like. The coding region runs from base 475 to 1992 and encodes 505 amino acids. The transcript is spliced from 6 exons. Lineage: Eukaryota; Metazoa; Arthropoda; Insecta; Coleoptera; Tenebrionidae. The record is from RefSeq and is a predicted model, not a curated record.